AUGGCCCCAGCAAAUCAAACGGUUGUAUGCGUCGCUGUACUGCUAGAGCAAAACAUGCCUCAAGUCAACACCAUCAUCAGCUACCUUCCGCUCGCACUCGCUGCCUAUUCUGCAGGGAUCUCCUUCACAUCGAUUGCCUUGAGGGCGACUGUAAGCGGUAGUGGCUUUCUAGGCGCGGUUGCAUCCUAUGGACUCCUCACGACGUCGGAGAUAAUCAAUGUUCACACCCCAGGGUUCUUCGACAUCAUCUUUUAUACCCAGUUCAUGGUGAUGACGGGCCAACUCUCCAUCAACUACCCUUCGUUCUACUCGACCUUCACUGCUCUCUUUCACUGGUCAUUCCUUGAGUUCCGCAAUUCGUUUGCAGGGCAUGGACCCGACAACGCAACUUAUGUUCUGACCUACGGCGGCGCUGGAUCUGUCAACCAAGUCAAGGAAUCCCCUUUCAGCUACAACGACAGGCUUCUUGCAAAACGACUCUUACCAGAAUCUGGGCAGGAAACCCUCGCCAUGUCGGAGAUGUUUCGCGCGAUGGAGGUGAAACUGCCUGUCAAGGAAGCGAUCCCUGCACGAGUACCGGCACCCACCGCUGUUGUUGAUGCGAAGCUAAGGAAGCGCCUGGACCCCGAUCCCAAUCUGAGUACAGUCUCCCCGCAACCCACGCCAACAGGCCCUACGGGCACCACCAGUACAACUACAACGACUACAACAACGACGGCCUCCACAUCAACUGAAUCGUCAUCGACUUCGUCCAAUAAAUCGACGACCUCAAAGACACAAUCGGACGCUACGACUGUUUCUCAACUUCCUACGACGCCCACACCUACACCUACGCCUACGCAGAGCACCCCUAUCAUUCCCAUCAUCAGUGACCCAUUCAACAACAACAAUGUGGGUUUUAAACAGUACAAUGUUUCUCUCUUUGGUCUGGAAGCGUAUGCUGCAGCUAUCGGAGCAUACCCUUCGGACCUCUUUCUUUGCACCUUGAUUAACACUGUUUUGGCAGGAGGGGCGUCCUUGUUCCUCUCAACCGUUGUGCUUGUCAUCGUAUGGUUCUGUGCCAAGGAGAGCCGUCAAAAGGGCAGGGCUUUGCAGCACGCCUUCGACUUCGUCGCAGGCAACGUGAUUCGCGUUUGGCUGCUAUUGUUCACACCAUUGGCGCUGUCGGCAAUGUUCCAGUUGACCAUUUCAGGAGACACUACCAUGAUGGCGAUCGCCUCAACAUCACUGAUAGUCCUUACAGUAGGCACCAGUGUCUUUCUUACUUGGAGGAUCCUUCGCUCUGCAUCAGGAGACAAUCACCUGGAGGACUUUGGACUCCUUCUCAAGUACGGAGCUCUCUACAACACCCUUGCCGAAGAAGGCACCCUGUUUUUCCUUGUCAAUCUCCUGGCUCGGUUCUUGUGGGGUCUCUCGGUUGCCAUGCUGUCGGCAUAUGGAAUCGCUCAAGUUGCCGUCCUGAUGGUUGUUGAGCUCGGUUAUAUGAUGGUCAUUGGAGUGAAAUGGCCGUUCUCCGACUCUGGCGACAACAAGUUCCACAUCCUACUUAGCGUUGUCAAGAUCUUAGUCACUGGAUGCUCUAUUCCCUAUAUCCAAGAGCUCAACGUGACUCCCAAGACCCGUCAGAUCUUUGGAUACGUCCAGAUGGGUCUUCACUUGUCCGUCUUUGUUGUGAUCUUUGCGCUUGUUCUGUGGAAUACCAUCCAGGUGGUCAUGUUCUGGCAGGCUCGGCAUGAGCUCUCGUGGCAAGGACCGAUCAAGAACUACGGUUUCGAGGACAAUGCAGAGACGGAGCAGGAUUGGAUUGAUACAGGGCGACCCGUCAGCCACCGACCCGAUGAUUCGUCGCUGGUCGAUCUUUCCAAGACGAGGCGUUACACCGUCGAGCCCUACAUUUCUUCCGCGAGCGACUCUGGCCGAGAUUCAUUACGUCCCCUACCUCCCGGAGAUAGGACAUUCGGAAACCGAGCAAGUAUCCGACAAUCUCACCUUCCCCCGAACUAUCGCUUGUCCAGAUUCCCGUCAGACGACGAUCGCCUCGCUCAGCCCGACUUGCGCUCAGAGGCGAUGAGACCUUUGUCGAGUGCUGCAGGACCCAUGUCUGCACGAUCCACUUCACCUCCCCCGCUCUCCCCCGGAGCCUCUGUCGAUUCCUUGGAUGGAGGCGCCAUUCCACUUCAGCCCACACAACUCUCCAAAGCACGAUUCCAACCUCCCGUGCGCGACUCUUAUACCAGAUCUCAGAGGAUGAAUCACCAGCAGGCGACGCAGGAUAUGAGAACCAGGCGGAUGUCCGAGAUUUUCAGGGACGGCCGGUAUCUCUAUGAGCCAAAUGAUCCUACACCGCCUACAGCUGCUGCACCAGUCGAGAAGACGAGUGUCUGGCAAUCUGUCAAGGGCACAUUUGGCGGCGUCUUCAGCAUGAAGAAGCCCUCUAUCAAGCGAUCGUCUGGUGAUGGUUCCAAGCCCAAGGCCUUUGAGGUCAUUCGACCUAACCGACCUCCAGCUGUCAUGGACACUGCAGAUGACGCCUCUCAGGUUGGGGACGACAACUUGCGAGAGUUGAACUCUAUCGGAAUCGGCCGCUUCUUCCAAGAAUCGAGCCGGAACUAUGAGCGAAACAGGAGUCUCUUUGUCGCCAACCCCGAGGCCCUGGCUUCGCAAGCAGGAUCUGUCCGGUCGUCAUUAUCGAUGCCUGCUCCACCAACCAUGUUGCAGAGGACCGCAUCUGAUGCCACCUCGAAUGGUGUCCCAUCCGGUCGAGCCAAGCCGCUGAGGAAUAUGAGUGCGGAUCUAACCUCAGUCUUGACAGGAAUGGACUCUUCCUUCUCGGAGAAUACUGUGUCUGAGAGCAGGAGACAGUCUACACUGAGCGCACAACAGUCUGGUCCAUCUCGCCAGUCGGUUGAAGGCAACCUCCUGACUGAGACCCCCCUCAAGCUUCAAGGAGGUGGAAUCCUGAAGUUCUCCAAGGGUCCCGAGAAGGCGGUUCAAUACUGGCGCAAGGAGUCGGGACAAUAUGUCGAGUCACAGGCUGAUCCUGAGCGGAAGCUCAUGUCGUCGCCAUCUCUCCUGAUGCUCCCAACGACACGAGGCGCGUUCUUGGACACCAUCCCGAUCGACACAGCAACUGGCAGGAAAACCGCUACGCCGUCGAUCAAGAGCCGGGCUGGAAGCAGACCUGAGAGCCCCACGGAGAGUCAUCAUAGCAAUAACGUUGCGGUGAGCGCAGGAAGAAUGCACGAGAUUCUGGACAGGAUGUUCUCGGAUGACCAAGAUGGUGAAGGGUCUGACACGAUCAGCGAGGACGAUGAAUCGUGCUCAACAUUCUCAGGACGCGUUUCGGCUACCAUUCUGGCGCUUCACCAGAAGCGCGAACAGGAGGAGCUUUCGGAUGGACAGUCGCUCUACCGUCCGGACACACUGGAGCCCGUUCUGGAGUAUGCCGAUUCGGAUGACGAAGGAGAGCGGGACCUGAGAAGAGCAGCAUCUUCAGUUUCAGUAGCAGCAGCGCCAGGUAGCGGAAGGUUGACUCCCAAGAGGGCAGCCUCUUCCACGGCGCUGGGAGCUCGAAUCACAAGCCGGCCCACAUUGAUGAGGACAGCGUCGAACCCGUCAACGAUCUUGAGGCCGUCCAAGAGUGGGUCGUUCGGCCGUCCCCUUGCACAGACUCCUUUGCAUUCGCCGUCUGUCCUCCCCUUUUCUGGAUCGACUCCAUCGCUCCUUCUUCCGGCGAUGUUGAGUCGCCAGAGCUCACAUUCCUCAUUACGCGAGACUACCAAUUUUGGUUUGAGGCCACCUCGGUCAGGCUCUCCACAUAUUACGAACCCAUAA
This is a messenger RNA of Linnemannia hyalina, 3834 nucleotides long. Lineage: Eukaryota; Fungi; Mortierellomycota; Mortierellomycetes; Mortierellales; Mortierellaceae. The record is from the annotation of a GenBank genome assembly.